Molecule: messenger RNA, 2722 nt
Organism: Babesia bovis T2Bo
Lineage: Eukaryota; Apicomplexa; Aconoidasida; Piroplasmida; Babesiidae
Exons: 1
Coding region: 116-2677 (853 amino acids)
Source: RefSeq, a predicted model, not a curated record
UAAAUGAUGCGUACGUAUUUAUUAAUAGUGUGUGUGAAAUGCAGCGUAUAAUGGUGAUAUCAACACUGCCGACGUCAACCAAUGCUAGGACACUCCGUGAAAUCACUUUGUUAUAAUGAUAUGCAAAAAUGCCAUAAGAUGGCGCGGAAGAGUUACUCGGAUGCGACCUAUAGAGCAUCGAAACGUAGAAUCGGAAGAAGCAUCCCAUGAACCCAUACCAUUCGAUUUUGAGUACUUCGAUGCAGUAUGUAAUUCUAAUCGCAAUGAUACUUUAAAACAUACGUCGUUUCCACUGGACAAACAUGAUAAGAAACUGCUGUAUUCCCUGUUAAGAGUGUCCAACGCUACGCUAUACGCAGGCAAGGUUCUAGACACCAAACUAAUAGAUACAACGGAAUGUAAUAACGAUAAUAGGAAAUCACACAGAGAAUACAUCUGUGAACGUAUAACCGAACGGUUGGCACUGUACCCAUUAGACACGCGAAUUAUUGUGUUACAGAGAGCACUAGCAGCUUGGCACAACGACUCUCAAAAGAUAUGGAAUAAACUCAUUAAAGUGGCACUUAGAGCUUGUUUUAUGAAUGAUGAAACGCUAAAGGUAUCGCAUAUCGUCAAAAUAUUAGCUUCCCUUAGUAAAUGGCGCUUCAAGGGGAUAGCUGAAAUUAUACAAAAACUAGAUAUCGCAAUAAUGGCAGAAGAUGGCUGGGAUAUUGAAUCCGCAUCGCAAAUUUUAUGGAGCCUGGCACAUCUUAAGGCAUAUGAUGUAAAGGCAUUUGACUAUAUGAACAAUGUCAUACUGUCUUCAAUGGUUAAGCCAGACUUCGAUAUUACAAAUCUACCUGAUGAAACGCUACAUAGAAUCUUGAACCCCAAUAUUAUAAGGAUGUCGCAUACAGGAAAGGGUCAUGAAUGCCUUCUGGAAAUAAUGAAAGCUUUGGAAUCCAAUGCAAAUGGAAUAGACUUUUGUAGCCCGAAAACAAUGAUGGCAAUAUCGGCAAUUCUACCAAUGUACCCAUCGCCAAAUAUAGUAGAAAGAAUUGCGCAUAGAAUGUCAUGUAUCUUGGAUAAAUUCACACAUUCGCAAGCAGCACACCUGUUCUACAACCUAGCGAUUAUAGCACAUACGAUACCGACCGAUGUCUUUGACCAUAUCGUAUCUUCCUUGUUUGAGUAUAAGGAGAUGGUAUACCACACAGAGGUUGCAUACAUACCCAGCUUGGUAGCCAAAUUGAUGUAUACUUAUAAGGUAUUCCUGGGUAACUACGAUCAUUGCUUCGUCAGUAAAUGCAUGGCUGAUCUUAAUGCAAACCUGCAUCUUCUAGAGCCGUUCUCACUAGUAGGCAAUAUCCAUUGCAUUGAAAUGUAUAAAAUGGCUGAACCAAAGAUAUCGGAGCAACAGGAAACCAAUAUAAAACAAACGAUGGACAACAUGCUCAAAAUGAAUGAUGGUGAUUUUGUUAAAGUAUCAUUCGGCACUAAUGAUCUCAUACCUCUGAACAAUAUAAAAUUAUGGCAUCGUGCAGCUAUAUAUAAACUGACAUCAGAAGGAAUGGAACCCAUGUGCAAUGCAUUGGGUAAAUUUAAUGAACUUCUAAGAGGAGAAGGAAUCUUAAGAACAUUGAAGGAUUUUGCACUAUUCCUCACGUAUGUGGCAUCAAGUAGAGAAUUUACCGAGAAUAGAGGGUUUAAAACCGCUGUAAUAGUCGCAGCCAUGCAAUUGUGGAAUUUAACGACGGAAAGUAAAAGGGAAAUGCUGUACUGGAAUUCUAUCAUCUAUUACAUGAAUGUCAUGGGAAUAAUGAAAGCCUUCAUUACCGAAGUCGGAGAUUUUCACACUAAGUACAAUAGUAAGUACGUACCAGUAACGAUAAUGGACGUAUUGCAAAAAUGCCAUGACAAAGGGCCAAAUAUAGACCCUUUAUAUACAUUGCUAGAGUGGCUUAAGCAAAGGACAAGUCAUUCAACUCCGUAUAUAGCAGAGAAUAUAAUUGCAAGAUAUGCACUUCUGAUAUCCCUCUUAAAUGAUUACGGAUGGUCUCACCACCUUAAAGAAUGUGCAACAAUACCUAUUGAAGAUUGGCUACUCCACAAUUUCUACAGCUAUACAACAGAAAUUGUCUUCGUUACAGAUCAUAACACAGUGCCACAGGAACUUUUGGAAUACCUCAAUGUAGUCUUGAAAACACCAAUCAAUCCUAUAAAGCAAAUCGAAGCUUAUACAACCCUGUUCUUUUCGCAAGAUUCACCAAAUCUAUUGACUGCUGCAGUGCCAUUAGUCGCUAUUGCAGAUGUAUUUGGCAAUACUGAAUGCAAAGUGGACAUAUCACAAGUGGCUCAAUGGCUAUCAAAGGCUAAGCGUAUCAAUAACCUGUCAGCAUAUCUGGAGACAAUAGGACACAAAAAACAAGAUGCUAUUGAUAUGGUAGAAUUGGAUAGCUAUCUAAAAAACGAUACAUUCAAAGUACAAUGCAUUAAAAACUUAUUCUAUGUAGGACCUUACUUGUGUCAUUAUGGGAUAUUUGGAAGCAUGAAUAAUGAAGCCAUAUUUGUGUUUAUCAAUGGACAAUACCGCAACGCACAAGAACACACGCUAGACGUACAACGCAGAAACACACUCAAACAAAUGGAUGUCCAUUUUAUAGAAUUGGCAGUUAUCGACACAAACUAUACUAAAUGAUCAUAAGUAACGCCACCAUAACUCCAGCAACACAACGCCACAUGU